AUGGGAAAUGCUUCAGACACAUCUGCUGUGUUUGCCUCCACCAUCUCCAAGGAGCACGACAUCUUCAUGGGUUCACUCUACAGCAUAUUUUGUGUACUGUCCCUCAUGGGCAACUGCAUUCUGCUACUUGUUGCAUAUCACAAGCGGUCGACCUUGAAGCCGGCAGAGUUCUUUAUCAUCAAUCUCUCCAUCAGUGACCUUGGGAUGACGCUCUCUUUAUUCCCACUGGCAAUACCAUCAGCUUUUUCACACAGGUGGCUGUUUGGAGAAAUUGUCUGUCAGCUCUAUGCAAUGUGUGGAGUGCUGUUUGGUCUAUGCAGCCUGACUAACCUCACAGCCCUCUCCUUAGUGUGCUGCCUUAAAGUCUGCUCCCCCAAUCAUGGUAACAAGUUCUCCUCGUCACAUGCCCGCCUCCUGGUGGCUGGAGUGUGGUGUUACGCAUCCGUGUUUGCUGUAGGCCCCUUGGCACAGUGGGGACAGUACAGUGCUGAACCUUACGGCACAGCCUGCUGCAUCGACUGGCAUGCACCCAACCACGAGCUUUCAGCUUUGUCUUACAUUGUCUGCCUUUUUGUCUUUUGCUAUGCACUGCCCUGCACCGUCAUUUUCCUCUCCUACACUUUCAUUCUGCUGACAGUGCGGGGGUCACGUCAGGCCGUCCAGCAGCAUGUGUCACCGCAGACCAAGACCACUAAUGCACACGCUCUCAUUGUCAAGCUCUCAGUAGCAGUGUGUAUAGGCUUCCUGGUGGCCUGGACCCCAUACGCUGUUGUGGCCAUGUGGGCGGCUUUCGGAGAUGCCACACGGGUUCCUCCUGCUGCAUUUGCCCUGGCGGCCAUUUUUGCCAAGUCUUCAACAAUCUACAACCCAAUGGUUUACCUGCUGUGCAAGCCCAACUUUCGCGAGUGCCUCUACAGAGACACAUCUAUGUUACGACAGAGGAUCUACAGAGGGAGUCCACAGUCAGAUCCAAAGGAACAUUUCAGAUACACCUCCCAACGCAACACGGACAAGAGCGCUUCCACACGUUUCUCAAAUGGACAGCAGGAGAGCUAUGGGACGUGUCUGCACUGCGCUGACAAUGCAGCGCUGUGUCAUACGACGACACCCCAAAGGACUGCGUGCAUCCUGACUGGAUCCAACUACAAAGAGGUGACAGUUAGCCAGCUGUCGGCCAAACCAGAGGCUGGUUUACUCUAG
Scomber japonicus (chub mackerel) is the source of this 1200-nucleotide messenger RNA. It is a transcript of the gene opn7d, whose product is annotated as opsin 7, group member d. Lineage: Eukaryota; Metazoa; Chordata; Actinopteri; Scombriformes; Scombridae. The transcript is spliced from 5 exons. Gene Ontology annotation, molecular function: G protein-coupled receptor activity. Gene Ontology annotation, biological process: G protein-coupled receptor signaling pathway; visual perception. The coding region runs from base 1 to 1200 and encodes 399 amino acids. The record is from RefSeq and is a predicted model, not a curated record. Gene Ontology annotation, cellular component: membrane.